AUGCAUCCACAUUCUUUUCCUUAUGAAUUCACUUAAUACCCUUACUAAACCCCUCUAUACUUCUACCCGCCAUAUCUCCCUCAACAAUAUUUCAAUUACAAUCAAUUUCUACCACACAAACACCCUCAAAUUCAAUAGGCACCUUUACCACCCAAAUAACAACAAUUUAUUCUCAUCUCAGAUGAUGAAGAAUGUGUACCAAUCGAAAAAAUAGAUAAACCAGCACCCACCUAAACCCUCAAUACAACUCAACCCCAAAAAAAAACAGCCAAACUGCUGGACCUUGAUACCCUUGAAGCACAAGGAAGGCUAUAUGACUAUGAAAGUUCCUAAUCCCCUCCAUUGCCAAAGCGAAUCAUCAAAAAACCACCAAAACCUCUCUAUAAACCUUAGAAGAGGAAAUAAGUCAAAAUUCGCAAAGAACCGAUUCGACAUUCCUAUCAGAAGAUUAAGCACGUGUAAAUUGGAGCGGAAAGACAAGAGCUCAAUUAUCCUUAAUCAAAUGUGAAGGCAAAAUUCAUUAAAAUCUAUGAGAAACAAGAAGAUAAAUUUUCUAAAUUAUUUGACUAAUUAAAACUUAAUUUUUCGGAGGCUAAUGAUGAAGAUAUUGCAAUUGUUCUCAAUAUGGUCGGUAAAGAUUAUCAAAAGGCGGAAACAUUUAUAAAUGAGAACGGAUCCUUCCUCCAAUCUUACCUCCAAGGUACUUAAGAAUAUAUCAGUUUAGAUUAUAAGGAUUUAUCCGAAGACGAGUCUACUAUCAAAAAAUGA
This is a messenger RNA of Paramecium tetraurelia, 768 nucleotides long. RefSeq lists its product as uncharacterized. The record is from RefSeq and is a predicted model, not a curated record. NCBI's taxonomy places the organism in Eukaryota, Ciliophora, Oligohymenophorea, Peniculida, Parameciidae. The transcript has 2 exons.